AUGGAUCCCACACAUUCCGAGUGCCCUGUCUGUCAUAAAGGAAUAGUCAAGCGCAACCUUGUUUCUCACAUGAAAGAUGUACACGAUAUUUCUCCGACGACAGCUAAAGGAAUGUUAGCGCAGAGGAAAAAGACUGAAUUGGAGUCCCAAGGGAAGCAGGAGAAGCUCAGUGAACACUGUGGGCUAGAACAUUCUGAAGAAGGAGCUCUUGGAAGAAUGCAAGACUAUACAGUACACAAACUUUCUUUCCCGAAUCCGGAGGAAUACAAGAGUUGCUGGCACAGGAAGGAAAAGAAGGACUGUCGUCGCGGGAAGUGCAGCAAAGUGCAGCAGUUCAUCGAGGGAGAGCUAGAGCACAGGAUCUCACUACGUUUUAUGACUAUUUUGAGCUCGAAUGAAAGAAGCAUGAAUGAGAGUAGGCAACGAGUGCCACAAGUCGGCUGGGAUCCUAGAAGUGAGGGGAGAAUACUUGAAGUUGUAGCAUUACCGUGUGAUGUUGUGCCGUACGCGGGAAAAGAUAAGGAAUACCCGUUUGAACACUUUGUAGAAGCGUUCGAGUUGAAGUACCCUGGUCAAUACUGGGAAGACAAAGAGCGCUGUGCAUUAUUCAGAUCAAAGUUGGCGGGUAAAGCAAGGGCGCAAUUUGAGGCGCUAGCUAAAGCAAAGAAGCGUAACUUCUACACGUUAGUGAAUGCGAUGGAAAGAAAUGUAUAG
Ostertagia ostertagi is the source of this 714-nucleotide messenger RNA. Lineage: Eukaryota; Metazoa; Nematoda; Chromadorea; Rhabditida; Trichostrongylidae. The record is from the annotation of a GenBank genome assembly.